Molecule: messenger RNA, 1476 nt
Organism: Rhipicephalus sanguineus (brown dog tick)
Lineage: Eukaryota; Metazoa; Arthropoda; Arachnida; Ixodida; Ixodidae
Exons: 1
Coding region: 1-1476 (491 amino acids)
Biological process (GO): DNA integration
Molecular function (GO): nucleic acid binding
Source: RefSeq, a predicted model, not a curated record
AUGACCAGAUGGUGCAUCAAGUUGUCGGCGUAUGACUACAACAUCGUCUACAGGCAUGGCAAGAACCAUCAAAACGCGGACGCGUUGAGCCGAUUGCCACUACCAGAACGUCUCGAUGAACCCUGGCCACCAGGCGACGUACUAUUGUUCGAAGCUUUGUCGAGACCUCCGUUCACUACUACAGAGAUAGCACGUCUGACACAAGAAGACAGCAUCCUGCAGAGGUUGUACAAGGCAGUGCAGGAUGGCACAGUGGAGAAACUCACUGGAGAUGAGUUCACUCCUUACCGACGACGAGCGACCGCACUAGCAUUUCAUCGCGAGUGCCUCACGCUUGGAUCACGGGUGCUCCUACCGAGCUCAGCACGAUCCCACGUUCUGGCACUUCUGCACGCUUGUCACCGAGGCAUGGUAGCCAUGAAGAAGUGCGCAAGGAGCUACAUAUGGUGGCCCGGAAUCGACAAGGUGAUCGAAGAAACGGUGCGACAGUGCCGUGAAUGCCUUUCAACGCAGAAGAGCCCAUGCAAAGCUCCUAUUCCCUCCUGGGACCGUCCCAAGACACCAUGGCACACGGUGCACGUUGACUUCGCGGGGCCACUACUCGGGCGCACCUACUUGGUUGUUGUGGAUUCACACACAAAGUGGGUGGAAGUCCGGCACGUGACGCAAGCAACAUCCGCGGUUGUCAUCGAUGUGCUACGAAUCAUCUUUGCUACGUUUGGCAUUCCCCGAAAGGUCGUCUCCGACAACGGAAAAGCCUUUAUUUCGAACGAGAUAAGGCAGUUCUAUACGGCAAAUGGCAUACAGGCUACAACAUCACCAGCUUACCAUCCUGCCACAAACGGCCAGGCAGAACGCUAUGUGGUAGAGCUGAAAAGAGCACUCCUCAGGGAUAGAGACAGGUCCAUACAGUGUCGACUUGCAAGAUUCCUGUAUAGGCAGCACACGACCAUUCACACUGCUACAGGAAUGUCACCUGCGAGAGCAAUGUUUGGACGAGAGCUUCUAUGUCCUCUCGAUCUUCUCAAACGGGAGACGGAAAGACACAUCUCUGAGAGCCAGGAGACAUUGACGAAAUCCCGUCGUUUCGCAGUAGGAGAGAGAGUGCUCAUCCGACAGUUUUUGAAAAAGCCAGAUUGGAUUGAAGGCGAAAUACUGCGCCGCGUCGGACCACGAUCCUGGCUUGUAAAAAGCAACCACGGAAAGGUUCGGCGUCACCUCAACCAUAUGAGGAAAACGAGCCAGACCGGACACACAAUCCAAUCACCGACAGAUUGGAGCGUAGCAGAUGAUUUCUCGGACACAACGUCAGAAGAGACGCCGUCGAGUUCUGCUGAUCAACGGCCUGACUCGCUCAACAUGCAAGACAAGACUCCCUCGCAACCGUCGACCUCGACGUCACAAGCAGGAACCACCCGGCAACUGCGACCACCAGAGGUUAGGCGGCCUCCAGACCGCUAUGGAGACUUCGUCUAA